AGAGCGGGCGGCAGGAGGCCGGUGGAUCAAGGUAGCGUUGUGCUGCAGGGUCUUUGCGGGGAGUUUCGGGGAGCGCUUGGACCCAGGCUUCUGGGACGCGUCAGGUCGCCGUGAAGGUGCGUGAGAUCGUGCGUGUGAACGUUUGUUGUCAGCUUUUACCUGAGUCCGACAGCCCUGGGGGGCCCUACACCUGCGUAACAUGCCUGUCUCUGAACUCCUUGGGGGACACGUAUACUUUUGAGAAUCCGAUGAAAGCCAAAGAUUCCUCCCUUAUUUUCUUAGAAUUAAAUAAAUAUAAUAUAUUUUACGGCCUGUUGGAAACGGAAAACCUUUGCAUAAUCAUUAGUGAUCAGUAUCAAUAUCUAUGGAUUGGGAGACCACUUACUUGAUCCUCUUUCCAGGGUCGUUGUGAGAAUCAAGUGCACAGCUUCUCAUAAACACUAAAUACUAUAACAUCUUGUGAUCCAGAAAGAAGAUUGCCUUGGGCCAAGGGGACAGCUUGUACCUCAAGUCCACGCGGAUGCCCCAGAACCCCAGGAUCUCAGCCGACCUGUUUGUGGAUUAUUAGAUCUGAUUUAAAAGAGUAUUAUCCAGCAAUGCAAAUGAACAAACCGUAACUACACACAGCUGCAUGGAUAAAUGUCAGAAACAUGACGUUGAAUGUGAGAAGCCAGAUGCAAAUGAGGACUCCCUGUACAAUUCCAUGCAUGUAAAGUGGCCAGGUGAAGGGAGCACUGGCUUUGCCUUCAUGAGGCCAAAGAUGCCCUUCUUUGGGAAUACAUUCAGUCCAAAGAAGACACCUCCUCGGAAGUCUGCAUCUCUCUCCAACUUGCAUUCUUUGGACCGGUCAACCCGGGAGGUGGAGCUGGGCUUGGAAUAUGGAUCCCCCACUAUGAACCUGGCAGGGCAGAGCCUGAAGUUUGAAAAUGGCCAGUGGAUAGCAGAGACAGGGGUUAGUGGAGGUGUGGACCGGAGGGAGGUCCAGCGCCUUCGCAGGCGGAACCAGCAGCUGGAGGAAGAAAACAAUCUCUUGCGGCUGAAAGUGGACAUCCUGUUAGACAUGUUUGGCCAGGUACGUUGCUUUGUAUCCCAAGACACACGCGAGAAACAAGACACAGUUCGUGCCCACGGUCUAGAGGUAGGUGGGCCGUAUGAUGACGGCAGUGGUAAGAACCCGGCUGGAGUCUGCACAGCGUCUGCACAGCACACGAGGGAGAAGUCAAUUCUGUCAGGUCAGGAGAGCUUCCCAGAGGAAGGGAUAUCUGAGCUGAAAGUAGAAGGAUAAUGGCAGGAAUGGAGGUUGGGAUGGAAGCAUCCCAGGAAGAGGGGAGGAGCUGGUUCAUAGGCAUUAAUUAAUACCCAGCACAGACCUGCUGAGAGGCUCACACUGUGUUAGCGUUGGUUUCUUGUGGCUAUUAAAAAUCCAGCAACCCAUUGGGCCUAGAGGAGCCUGUGAAGAUUCAGAGACAAGAGAGCACACACGGUGGUGGUGAAGAGCACAUACACUCUGUAGCAAAAUGGCCUGGGCUCCUUGCCCAGCUCUGCUAUUGACUAACUGCUCUGCGAUUUAAUUUCUUCAGCAAUAAAUGGCGUAACAGCUAAUUGUGGGGGUACACUCCUGGAGUCCCAGCUGUUCAGGAAGCUAAGACAGGAGGAUGGCUUAACC
This is a messenger RNA of Saimiri boliviensis boliviensis (Bolivian squirrel monkey), 1666 nucleotides long. The record is from RefSeq and is a predicted model, not a curated record. NCBI's taxonomy places the organism in Eukaryota, Metazoa, Chordata, Mammalia, Primates, Cebidae.